Procambarus clarkii (red swamp crayfish) is the source of this 2415-nucleotide messenger RNA. The record is from RefSeq and is a predicted model, not a curated record. NCBI's taxonomy places the organism in Eukaryota, Metazoa, Arthropoda, Malacostraca, Decapoda, Cambaridae.
AUGCGGAAUUCAUAUAACGAAAAUAAUACUUCGAACUUCGCCCUCUCCCAAGCUAUCCUUCCUAUAUUUGCAGCUAUCCUUCCUAUAUUUGCAGCUAUCCUUCCUAUAUUUGCAGCUAUCCUUCCUAUAUUUGCAGCUAUCCUUCCUAUAUAUGCAGUUAUCCUUCCUCUAUUUGCAGCUAUCCUUCCUCUAUUUGCAGCUAUCCUUCCUCUAUUUGCAGCUAUCCUUCCUAUAUUUGCAGCUAUCCUUCCUCUAUUUGCAGCUAUCCUUCCUAUAUUUGCAGCUAUCCUUCCUAUAUUUGCAGCUAUCCUUCCUAUAUUUGCAGCUAUCCUUCCUAUAUAUGCAGUUAUCCUUCCUCUAUUUGCAGCUAUCCUUCCUCUAUUUGCAGCUAUCCUUCCUAUAUUUGCAGCUAUCCUUCCUGUAUUUGCAGCUCUCUUUCCUAUAUUUGCAGCUAUCCUUCCUAUAUUUGCAGCUAUCCUUCCUAUAUUUGCAGCUAUCCUUCCUAUAUUUGCAGCUAUCCUUCCUAUAUUUGCAGCUAUCCUUCCUAUAUUUGCAGCUAUCCUUCCUGUAUUUGCAGCUCUCUUUCCUAUAUUUGCAGCUAUCCUUCCUAUAUUUGCAGCUAUCCUUCCUAUAUUUGCAGCUAUCCUUCCUCUAUUUGCAGCUAUCCUUCCUAUAUUUGCAGCUAUCCUUCCUCUAUUUGCAGCUAUCCUUCCUAUAUUUGCAGCUAUCCUUCCUGUAUUUGCAGCUAUCCUUCCUGUAUUUGCAGCUAUCCUUCCUGUAUUUGCAGCUAUCCUUCCUAUAUUUGCAGCUAUCCUUCCUAUAUUUGCAGCUAUCCUUCCUAUAUUUGCAGCUAUCCUUCCUGUAUUUGCAGCUAUCCUUCCUGUAUUUGCAGCUAUCCUUCCUAUAUUUGCAGCUAUCCUUCCUGUAUUUGCAGCUAUCCUUCCUAUAUUUGCAGCUAUCCUUCCUAUAUUUGCAGCUAUCCUUCCUGUAUUUGCAGCUAUCCUUCCUGUAUUUGCAGCUAUCCUUCCUAUAUUUGCAGCUAUCCUUCCUGUAUUUGCAGCUCUCUUUCCUAUAUUUGCAGCUAUAUUUCUUAUAUUUGUAUUUAUAUUUCCUAUAUUUACAACUAUAUUUCCUGUUCAUUAUUAUGUUCCCAUUUUCCUUGAACUGACAGUAUAUAGUGUUAAACCCAUCAUAUCCUCUCGCUUAUCAUACACCCCUGUUAUACCACUCCUCUACACCACGCCCACACUGCUCAACACCACGCCCACACUGCUCAACACCACGCCCACACUGCUCAACACCACGCCCACACUGCUCAACACCACGCCCACACUGCUCUACUCCACCAUCACGCCCACACUGCUCAACACCACCAUCACGCCCACACUGCUCAACACCACCAUCACGCCCACACUGCUCUACUCCACCAUCACGCCCACACUGCUCAACACCACGCCCACACUGCUCAACACCACGCCCACACUGCUCAACACCACGCCCACACUGCUCAACACCACGCCCACACUGCUCAACACCACGCCCACACUGCUCAACACCACGCCCACACUGCUCAACACCACGCCCACACUGCUCAACACCACCAUCACGCCCACACUGCUCAACACCACGCCCACACUGCUCAACACCACCAUCACGCCCACACUGCUCAACACCACGCCCACACUGCUCAACACCACGCCCACACUGCUCAACACCACCAUCACCCAACCAGCCCUCAGUCAGCCAACCAGCCCUCAGUCAGCCAACCAGCCCUCAGUCAGCCAGCCAACCCUCAGUCAGCCAACCAGCCCUCAGUCAGCCAACCAGCCCUCAGUCAGCCAAUCAGCCCUCAGCCAGCCAACCAGCCCUCAGUCAGCGAUCCAGCCUCCAACCAGUCAGCCAACCCUCAGCCAGCCAACCAGCCCUCAGCCAGCCAACCAGCCCUCAGUCAGCCAACCAGCCCUCAGUCAGCCAACCAGCCCUCAGUCAGCCAACCAGCCCUCAGUCAGCCAACCAGCCCUCAGUCAGCCAACCAGCCCUCUGUCAGCCAACCAGCCCUCAGUCAGCCAACCAGCCCUCAGUCAGCCAACCAGCCCUCAGUCAGCCAGCCAACCCUCAGUCAGCCAACCAGCCCUCAGUCAGCCAACCAGCCCUCAGUCGGCCAACCAGCCCUCAGUCAGCCAACCAGACCUCAGCCAGCCAACUAGCCCUCAGUCAGCCAACCAGCCCUCUGUCAGCCAACCAGCCCUCAGCCAGCCAACCAGCCCUCUGUCAACCAACCAGCCCUCAGUCAGCCAACCAGCCCUCAGUCAGCCAAGCAGCCCUCAGCCAGCCAACCAGCCCUCUGUCAGCCAACCAGCCCUCAGUCAGCCAACCAGCCCUCAGUCAGCCAAGCAGCCCUCAGCCAGCCUUUAA